AUUAAUUGUGUUUAAUUUCAAUUGACAACAUCUAAUUGAUAUCGGUAAUAAAUAGUUAGAUUUGACUGAUAAGAGGCAGGUGCGUUGUAUGUAUUUAGAUGAGUAAACAUUACUGACUAUUUCACACUUUUUCGGUCAUUAAAUAUAGGUAUAUUGUGCGUGUAAAAAAAGAUUCCGUUUCACAUAGACGUUAUGAGUCGAUAAAUUUGGAAACAAUUGCAAAAUUUCUUUUAUCGAUCUAGCCAAAUAUUAGACUUGAUAAAAAUGAAAUUAAUUAACGUUAAUUUAUAAUUUCUCUUCAAUCUAUUGAUUUAUCGAUUGUUAGGAGUUUGAAUUCAUGUUACGUAAGAGAUACAGAAGAUGAAAUAUGACGGGAAUCAUACUGGUCAAUUUAUUUGGCACAAGAGAUUUUUUAAUUGAACUAUUUUUUCGAUGCAUCUCUUUAAUUCGAAAGGAAUUGAUGAGAAUGUAUGUCACUAGAUUGUACCGUUAUAAGGCCAUAAAUGUCAGUACCGAUGAAAAGAAAGAUAUGCACGAUCGGGUAAACAAAAUGAUCAGGGGCUAUCCAAAUCAGUUGCAAGCUAUUGAACGUACCAUCACGUUUCAGAGUCUUGAGAAAAGUGGUCUUGUUAGAGACGUAACGUCUGUCGAUCGAGAGAAUAAAAAUUCAAGUGAGGACGUGGGUGAUCGCGUUGCUGAUAAGCUCGUAGACACAGAAAAUAACCAGCCAAGUGAACAACCCAUUGGGAAUUCAAGGCAGAUUGCACGCAAUCGACUUAAUCAAUUUCAUUACAGUGUAAGCAAUAACAACAACAAUGAUAGCAGUGAUAAUAUUAAAAAUAAAUCGCAUAAUUAUCCAAAUGAGUUAAUAAGUUUCUUUAAUAAGGAGAAUUUUAAACAUUGGAAUCAUCGCGAUAACAAACGAAAAGAUCUCGAUACCCAGGAAGUUAUUUUCCCAGAAGAAUUAAUAUUUAGUAUAUUCGAUGAAACCAAAAUUAAAAAUAAAACUCAUGAUAAGACAUUUGUACCGGUGAUGCCUCCUGAGUGUCAUGGACGGACGUUCUGUGAUUAUGCACCAGAUUACCCAGAAGAUAUUAUCGAAAACUUGAAGGACGAUAUCUUCUUGCAACAAUUUGCAACUGAAGGAGAACCUACGACAGUAGCCCAACGUAUGUCCGACAGUGGAAAUUUUGACGGAAAAACAAAUCUUUGCAAUUCAACGGUUGAACCGAACAUUCCAAAAAUAGGAAUGACCUGCGACGGUCAGUACAAAUAUAUUUUACAAGUCGGACAUUUGAAGCAAUGGUUCGAUUCCGAAGUCUGCCUGCAGGAAAAUGGAUCAUGCAAUGACUUUCUUCCUUGGCUACCGGAAGGCUACUCUACAACUUGUGUGCAAAAGUUUAUCAGGCGUAAAUUUGUCAAUUUAUCACAUAAGGGUGAAGUAGAAGUAAGUUGGUUCAAUAUAAAGUCGAGUUGUAGCUGCCAUUACUACCACGACUUGAAUCGCACUAAUUAAUUUAUUAUUUCGUAAUAAAUAGGUUUUUAUAAUGGAUCGUAGAUACUUUUAUAAAAACUGUUAUUAUAGUUGAAAGCUUGUGAUUGUUUCAAUUUUUGAAUCAAUCGAUGAAAAGCUCUUCGGUUGUUCCAAAAUUUUGACAAGUAGUUUCGAAAAAUUAAACUAAAAUGUCAUAUGUGGGUGUGUUAUAACAUGUCAGAAAUUAUGUGUAGACAUAAUAGCAAAUUUUUUCAAGGUUCAUUAUCAUUAGAAGGAGCAAUCCGAGUAAAGUGAAAUUCAAAAACACACGGUGUUUUUAAAGCGGACGUUAAUACUAUGCAGAGAAAAUCAAACAACGAUGCUAAGUGAUUUUUUUCUGUUACACUAAACUUUUAUUACUCUUUAUCACGGUAUGCUUUUAAGCGAUUAAAAUAGUCGAAAGAUGGUAGACAGAUUAGUUGAUAUAAUAAAGCGCAUUUGAUAGAAGGAAAGCGUUUGGUAUUUUGAUAUUAGAAAAAUUUAUUUAAUAUUGUGAUAUGAUAAUUUGUAUGAAAUUGUAUUUAUUAAUGCUGUAAAA
This is a messenger RNA of Cotesia glomerata, 2072 nucleotides long. RefSeq lists its product as uncharacterized. Lineage: Eukaryota; Metazoa; Arthropoda; Insecta; Hymenoptera; Braconidae. Gene Ontology annotation, molecular function: growth factor activity; Toll binding. The coding region runs from base 368 to 1516 and encodes 382 amino acids. Gene Ontology annotation, cellular component: extracellular region. The record is from RefSeq and is a predicted model, not a curated record. The transcript has 6 exons. Gene Ontology annotation, biological process: central nervous system formation; regulation of Toll signaling pathway; innate immune response.